AUGAGUCAUAGUAAUAGCUCUUCACUCGAUCGCUUAUCUUCCUCCGGUGCUGGAUCUUCAUUUACUCUACCAAUGAGUAGUAGCACCACCACUUCAUCUCCUUCCGAUGAUCAUCAUCAUCAACAUUCUCUGCUUCUCCACUCCACCACUAGUACUACUACUACUGCUACUACUACCGAUCCAACAUCAACAACAAUGGACAAAAAAUCAUCCUCUUCCUCCACUCCACUACGUAACAACAACAACAAGCAAAAACGAUCGAAAAAGUCUUCUUCUUCUCCUCAAGACGAAAACGAUGAUAAGAAAAAAAAGAAGAAGAUGACUCUCUCCAAAGAACAAGAUAUGAUGCUCAUUGAAGCCGUACGUCAAUACACAGAGAGUAAUAAUCCCAUUCAAUGGAAAGAAAUCAAUCGUAAAUUAUUCAACAAUCAAUAUACCUCUAACUUUUUAUAUCAACGAUAUCAUAGAACCCUUAAUGCUAAAAAACAUAGAUGGAGUGAUGAAGAAGACUUGGAACUGCUUCAUUAUUGUAUCAAGCAUGAUAAAAAGUGGUCACUCAUUGCACAAAAAGAAUAUGAAGGGUUUUUCCCUGAUAUUCAACUUUCAAAUCGAUACAAGAAUGUGUGUAAACGAAAUGAACUAAAAGAAAGAUUGGCCUCAAUGACUGAAAAAGAAAUUGAAGAUUUAAUUGAAAGGAAUAAGCAAGCUAGAACUAAGAGUUUAGAUACCAGAAAUUUAGUUAAAGUUAUUGAAGACAGCGCAGAACCUUCCGCUUCGCCAAGUAUUGACGCCUCAAAAGCGAAGAGAAAAUCAAACUCUCCAUCCUCAUCCAGUAAAAAGACCAAAUAUCAACAAAUAGAGUCUUCAAGUGCUAGUCCAAGAAUGGAAAGUGAUGACUCCAUUGAACUUGAAGUAGAUGAAGGUGAUUCACAUGAUUCAUUUGGAAAACAAGAUGAUAACAGUACUAACACUUUUCUUGUAGAGCUGGAAUCUAUUCGUCAUUGGCCUCAAAACAAAAUAGAAGAAGAAUACUGGAAGAAAGUGGAGCUCAUUAAGAUCCAUCAUAUGCCUUUAUUGGUGGAUUUGUUGCAUGACUGCGAGAAAAGUAUUGAGGCUCUUAACGAAUCCAUGCUUGCCAUUUUACAAUCCACACAAAACGCCUCUCUAAAGUUGAAGCAAGUAGAAGAAAAUAUGGACCUGAAAAACGGUUGGCAGAAAUUAUAUGAAGACUGUCGUUUGUUGCGAGACAUUAUUCAUCAAGGUGUGGAUACUCAAAUUAAUCCCAUUACUGUUGAUUCUUUCACUUUUUUAUGCCGAGCUGAAUGUUGUCUAUGCUCGUAUCGAGAGAGAUUAAGACAAAUGCGUGAAAUGAAAUGA
Molecule: messenger RNA, 1377 nt
Organism: Naegleria lovaniensis
Lineage: Eukaryota; Heterolobosea; Eutetramitea; Acrasida; Naegleriidae
Exons: 1
Coding region: 1-1377 (458 amino acids)
Source: RefSeq, a predicted model, not a curated record